GUGGUCUUUUGAGGCUCCGCUGGAAAUGCAGGCAAGGGCGAAUCGCAGAUUGGCAGACGACAGCUGGCAUCCCUCAUCCCCUGCUCUGGAGAACGACGUCGUCUCGGCCGCUUCUGCGCACUCUCGCCAGUAAAUAUCCAUCCUUCGCCCGCGCCCCCAGCCCUCGGAGCGGCUCACUCCUAGAAAUCUCAAGGUGUCCCGUUCGCGCCUGCCCGCGCACCCACGCCGCACCUGCCCUCUUCGAAUCUGAUGCGACGUCCAUAGAAUUCUCUCGUCACCGGCAGCGCACCGCCGCUUCUCUCCUUAUCGCAAAGAUGCCCUCUCCACGCUCGUUACGCCGCCAGAACCCCAUCACGUUUGUCCUUGCGGGCAUCCUGUGCAUUGGCUUCUUCCUAUUCUUCUUCUCCAGCAAUGACGGCACCGCGGUAUCGUCAGGCUCGGGGUCCGGCCGCACAUCUUCAAGCGUCUUAUCCCCGCCAUCGCUGCCCUUCCGCAAGUCCAAGGCGAACGAGCCGCACUCGGCGCCGCCUGUCGAGCAUUACUUCAUGAACAACGUCACCCAGUCGCGCAACCCCGCCGAGAACAAGGAGAAGGUGCUCAUCUUGACGCCGCUUGCGCGCUUCUACCAGGCAUACUGGGACAACCUCAACAAGAUCGCCUACCCGCACGAUCUCAUUUCGCUUGGCUUCAUCAUCCCUAAGACCAAGGAGGGCAACCAGGCAUACGCCGACUUGCAGAAGCAGGUCACCAAGACGCAGAGCGGGCCCAAAGCCAAGCGCUUUGCGAGCAUCACCAUUCUCCGACAGGAUACGGAGAAUCCUCUCAUGUCCCAAAACGAGGCGGAAAGGCACAAGAUGGAGAACCAGAAGGCACGUCGUGCAGCCAUGGCAAAAGCACGGAACUCGCUUCUUUUCACCACGCUGGGGCCCACCACUUCCUGGGUUCUUUGGCUGGACGCCGAUAUCGUCGAAUUCCCUCCGACGCUGAUCCAGGAUUUGGCCGACUAUGAUGCACCCAUUGUUGCGCCCAACUGCUUCCAGCGCUAUUACAACAAUGAUAAGAAGGCUAUGGACGUAAGGCCUUAUGAUUACAACAAUUGGAUCGAUAGCUCGACAGCAAAAGAAAUGGCCGCCAAGAUGGGCAAGGACGACAUCCUGCUGGAGGGAUAUGCCGAGAUGCCCACCUACCGCACCUUGAUGGCUAUGAUGCACGACCCUUCAGCCGACCCUGGCACCAAAAUCAAGCUCGAUGGUGUAGGUGGUGCUGCUCUCCUUGUUAAGGCGGAUGUCCACCGUGAUGGAGCCAUGUUCCCACCUUUCCCAUUUUACCACCUGAUCGAAACCGAGGGCUUUGCAAAGAUGGCGAAGCGACUGAACUGGGACAGCUACGGUUUGCCCAAUUAUCUUGUAUACCACUAUAACGAGUGAAUGCUCGCCGAGGAACUACAUUUUGUCUGGACUGUUUUGGCGAGCAUUGGGCGGCGUUUUCGGCUUGUGGAGGCUCCCGACGUACUUUCAAAGAGUUCGGAUUUUGUCGAAUGUAUCAAUUAUGUGUUUUCAUUUUCUUUGAUCUUGUCUAGACCCAGCUACAGGAGUACCGCGUUGGCGGCGGAAUGUCCAAAUGUUGCACCAUCGCCCCCACCAUCUACUACCAAUCUGUGGGAUACUGUGUUCAACGUGGC
Molecule: messenger RNA, 1681 nt
Organism: Paraphaeosphaeria sporulosa
Lineage: Eukaryota; Fungi; Ascomycota; Dothideomycetes; Pleosporales; Didymosphaeriaceae
Product: alpha-1,6 mannosyltransferase-like protein subunit
Exons: 2
Coding region: 315-1427 (370 amino acids)
Biological process (GO): protein N-linked glycosylation; cell wall mannoprotein biosynthetic process
Cellular component (GO): mannan polymerase complex
Molecular function (GO): alpha-1,6-mannosyltransferase activity
Source: RefSeq, a predicted model, not a curated record